Messenger RNA from Heterostelium album PN500, 1806 nucleotides. RefSeq lists its product as uncharacterized. Bases 1 to 1806 code for a protein of 601 amino acids. Gene Ontology annotation, biological process: symbiont-mediated killing of host cell. The record is from RefSeq and is a predicted model, not a curated record. Lineage: Eukaryota; Evosea; Eumycetozoa; Acytosteliales; Acytosteliaceae. Gene Ontology annotation, molecular function: toxin activity. The transcript is spliced from 3 exons.
AUGGCUACACCAGCAUUACCUACAGAUAGAAGUGAUUGGAUUAAACAACAACAAGAUAUGAUUACAAAUGUCUUGAAGACAUCGGCAUUGCCAACGGUCUCCCAAUCCACUGACUUUAAUGAGCUAAUUAAGGCAACUGUUGUUGGAUCUACCGCCAUGAUUCCAAUUGUGGGUGGUGGAGUUUCCACUAUUAUCGAUGCUAUCUGGUCGCAUAUCCUUUCUAAUCAGACUUCCAACACCAAUGCGCUCACUGCAAUGUAUAUGAAUAUGGUGAAAGAAGUUGUUGACCAACAAAUCAGUGUUUAUGAUAACGCCGAUUUAAUAGCAGAGUAUGCCGGUAUUGAUAGUUAUAUCAAUAACUUUAAGACUAAAUUGGCAAACUACACUGCCAAGCCAACUAAUGUAACUUUAAAGAAUGAGAUGCGUACAGCCUUCACUACUGCCGAGCAAAGACUAAAGGCUGCCUUGGUACCAAAAGGUAUAUUCAGAAAGGUCGGAUAUGAGGUGACAGAACUCAUGAUGUUUACCAUUGCCGCCACCACUCAUUUGCUCUUACUUCGUCAAGUCAUUGCCAAUGGUAAGACAUGGGGAUACCCAGCCGUUGACCUAACUGGCUUCAAGAACGAUUUCAAAGCACACAUCGUUGAAUAUACUCAACAUUGUAAGGUCACAUACGCCAAUGGUUGGUCAAAGAUCGCAGCCGAUUCAACCAAGGUCGGUGGUGGAGAUACCUUCAAUCACAUCCUGAGAUAUCGUUCCACCAUGAUUUCAUCGGUUUUCGACUAUGUUUCCAUGUGGUACACCUUUGACCAAGACGUUUUCCCACUCGGUGCAAUUGGUGAGCGUGUCCGAUACCUUUGGUCUGAUGUCCUCGGUUGGACAAUCGACAUCAACCAACCAGUCCCAGGUAUUCUUAUCGAAGACAACUUGUACUACAAUCCACCAUCCUCGCAAUUCUACAAUUACUGGGAUUCAGUGAUGCAACACGAGAAAUUCAGAGGGCAGCUCCAUCAUGUAGAUAUCAAGGGUAAUCCAUUCCUCUACACAAUGACACCCUACUACUAUGACCAAACUCAGACCUCGGGAUACCGUCAGGGUUUUGCCGUAGGUGACAAUCCAAACAUUGGAACACUCACAACCAUGACAUUCCCUCCAACCGGCGCUACCCAAACACUCUCAAUGAGUUCCGAUGUCAUUGUUAGAAAGAUCCAAGUUACUGGAGUUACCAACUCGAUCAACUAUGUAAGUCCAGCUCCAGGUCGUAACGACCAUAACAACCCAAUCGCCUACUACUACGAUGAUUGUAGAACCUAUGGACUUAUUGACUCUGUAUGUGUUGGCUUCAUACCAUCAGAAGUAUUCCCAGAGAAUGUCUUGGUCGCUAAAAGCGAAACAAUUGUGGAUCCACAAAAAGCGUUCUACAUGGACGCAGGUGUUCUUUUCAAGAAGGAUUUCACCAUGGUUGGUCAACAUGCCUUUGAAAUGUCGGACAAGGAAACUAUCAAACUCCAAGUGCAACUACAAGAUCCAAAGCAAUAUACCUAUACAAUCAGACUCAGAGUAUCAUGUCAAGAUAAAGUCCCUGGUAAGAUCUCUAUUCUUAAUGCCAACCAAGUUCUCCUCUCCACCUUUAAUUACGUUGCCAACUCUGCCAAUCAAUUGAUUGCCAGUGCAGCAGAGCCAGACUACAUCUUUACCUUUGCCACAGACAAACCAACAAAGAUCUGGCUUAAGGCAUUAGGUGGUACUGUUGUACUUCAAUCUAUCAUUUUCAAACCAGUACCUGCACCCAAACCAGCUGCUUAA